Messenger RNA from Monodelphis domestica (gray short-tailed opossum), 903 nucleotides. The record is from RefSeq and is a predicted model, not a curated record. NCBI's taxonomy places the organism in Eukaryota, Metazoa, Chordata, Mammalia, Didelphimorphia, Didelphidae.
UCUAAAUAUGGAAUCCUUCUUUUUCCCCCAGAUGGCCCAGAUAUUGCCACAAUUGACCAUAUAAGCGAUCAGUUCGCAACGGGGAUAAAUGUUACCUUGAGCUGUGUUGCUGAUUCUAACCCACCAGCACAAUUCACUUGGUUACAGAAUGGAAAAUCUGUCAACAACUCAGCCUCAUUUUCUAUUAUUACAUCCCUGAAUCAUAUCGGAAACUAUACCUGUAUUGCAACUAACUCAUUUACUGGCUUGACGCGCACUGCAAACAAGACUCUUAUGAUCUAUGCGCCACUGUCCAAACCUACCAUUCUCACCUCCAACAAUACUGCAGUGGAGACCAAAGACUUCUCAUUGACCUGCAAUGCUACAGGUCAAAUUCACGCUUACAAGUGGUUCAUAAACGGAGUUGCCCCAGCUGGUCUCAGGAUACAGCUGUCGCCAGAUAGGAGGACACUCACUCUCCGCAGUCUCACAAGAAGCGAUAACAAAGGGCCCUAUGUGUGUGAAAUCGAGAACCCAUUUUAUCGCAAUAGGAGUGAUCCAUUCACACUGGAUGUUGCCUAUGGCCCAGAUAUCACCACAAUUGUACAUUCCCCUGAUGAGUACCCUCCUGGGGCAAAUAUUACCUUGAGCUGUGUUGCUGAUUCUAACCCUGCAGCACAAUUCACUUGGUUACACAAUGGACAACCAGUCAGCAACUCAGCCACAUUUUCUAUUAUUGCAUCCCUGAGUGAUGCUGGCACUUAUACCUGUACUGCAUCUAACUCAUUCACUGGUUUGACGCGUACUGCAACCAAGAAUAUUAUAAUCUAUGGUGAGUAUCUGGAUUGGGCCCCCAACUUUGUGUGGCGCUCUCUCUUUCCCUGGCAUGACAGAAAUAGACAAAAGUGACUCUCUCCCACCCCC